AUGCAGUCCACGAACAAGCUAACAUUAAUUGCGUUUGUACAGAUCUUGAUAAUCAAAUCAGGGUCAUUGCAAAUUCCGAACAGAUCAACAAUCUGGAAUGCAUUAGCCCGAGAGGAUACAACGGACCUAAUCUACUCAACCGAACCUCCAUGUGACGGAAGCAGACCAGUUCGGUGCAUUGGAUGCCGUACGAUGAAGAUAUGCGUUGGUCUUCCUGAGCCGGACUAUCCAACCAAGUUGUGUCCAACGGACACUCCGUACUGCAAUUCACAGAUCGGCGCCUGUUCAACUGUUCCCGAUGACAGCCUAGCCGUUUGUUCCAGCACUGACUCUCCAACUACGACCGCAGCUUCGUUCUACUGCACCGGCAAAGGCUUCUAUCCGGAUCCAUAUUCUUGUUCCAGUUAUUACUAUUGCGAAGCGGAAGGCGUUCUGGGCGAUCAGUACCAGUGUGCUCCCGGAUACACAUACAACAGUCGGUCGCAAUUGUGCAAUCGAAGACCGGGCUCAUGUGAGGUGCUGAGCUGCACUCAGAACGACUCCAUUUUCAAAGUGUAUCCUCCAAAUCCGAAAUACUUUUAUCACUGCCAAUAUGACGCAGACCAUGUGGCGAUCGAAUCACAAAUUUUGAUGAUUGCUUGCGACGAUGGAGCCAGUUUCGACCAGGCCCUGGGUCGGUGUGUUUUCAGGUGCCCGAGCGCGGGGUUGUUUGCUAAGUCGUCAAACGCAAACAUGUACUAUCAGUGCUACAGAGCGGACCGACGAUUGGUGUACGUCGAGCAGAGUUGUCCUAUCCCGGUGCAGGUGUACGACGAUGGCAGGAAAGUGUGCGUCACCCGCGAAUCAUUUUCGGCUUCUGAUGGGAAAAACUAACAAAAUUAUUGGUGAUGAAUCACAUAGAAAGAUCGCUUUCAGUAUAGGAAGAUGAAGUGCAUGUAUUAUCACAUAGGUAUCGAUAUAGUAACACGCAUUCACCAUUGAAUAUAAUGACGUAUGUGAGAGAAGA
Molecule: messenger RNA, 1006 nt
Organism: Armigeres subalbatus
Lineage: Eukaryota; Metazoa; Arthropoda; Insecta; Diptera; Culicidae
Exons: 2
Coding region: 1-873 (290 amino acids)
Cellular component (GO): extracellular region
Molecular function (GO): chitin binding
Source: RefSeq, a predicted model, not a curated record